CCAAGGAGUUGCCCACCACCACUGCUGCUUCCUUCUGAAGGUUUUUCAAUGCCUCAUCUGUGGAUCUUCGAUGUUCCAAGCCAGCGUUGCCUCUUGGACAGGUCAGUCGAGGACUGUCGAAGAGCCAUGGCGGUUGCUGCAUGCUCAUUCUUUUUUCUACUCCUUAUCCAAACGUCGGUUUCCUCCGCCUCUCUCGAUCGCCGGCGGACCAUUGUCGAAGUGGAAGGCGGGCCGGAUGGCGUGGUUUGGGUUGUGCAGCUCUCUGAUCUCCACUUCAGCGUAUUUCACUCCGAGAGGGCUGUUGAUUUCAAAAGGUUUAUCGGCCCGGCCCUCUCAAUGAUCAACCCCGCCCUCGUCCUCAUCACUGGCGACCUCACGGAUGGAAAAAGCAAAGAUUUGUUAACCAUGAAGCAAGAGGAAGCAGAAUGGAUAGAAUACCAAAAUGUGACUGAGGAUGUAAUCAUGAGGAGUGGUUUGGAUAAGAAAGUUUUCUAUGAUGUCAGGGGAAAUCAUGAUAGCUUUGGUGUGCCAGAUUUUGGCGGUGAAUAUGACUUUUACAGCAAGUAUAGUAUCAAUGCACGACUAAAACGAGAUGGAAAUGUUCAAAGUGUCACUUUACAGUACAAGGGAUGGAAACAUCUUUUUGUCGGAGUUGAUAGUUUCAUGGAGAUCGGUCUUCGUGGUCCCACAAAUUUAUUUGGGCAUCUAACUGACGAGCUGCUAUCUGAUUUAGACAAGGAACUUGGUCAGUGGGAUGCUCGAUCCACAGAGUCUAUAACAAAAAUUUCAUUUGGGCAUUUUCCCUUGUCAUUUACAGCAACAACUGUCACGGGGAAAAAUAUCAAGGAUGUGUUCCUUAAGCAUUCAUUAUCAGCUUACCUUUGUGGUCAUCUCCACACCAGGUUUGGCAAGAACCUAAAGCGCCAUCAUGUUGAAUCAACAGGGACAUAUUAUCAGUUAAACAUGCACCAAGGGAACCCUAGUUAUAAGAAUAAUGAAAAUUGUUCAGCAAAUGCUGAAUUCUCUAAAGAGUUUUGGGAGUGGGAGAUAGGUGAUUGGAGAAGAAGCAGAAGCAUGAGGAUUGUUGCCAUUGAUUCUGGUCAUGUUUCUUUUUUAGAUCUAGAUUAUCAUCUGGGAUCGAAGGACACAAUCAUCUUACCUACAUUUCCUUUGGAUUCGAGGUUUAUGCACAGAAUUUCAUCUCCUCGUGAUUUCCAAUGUCUAUCAAAAGAAAUUUCAUCCUUUGAAACAGUAAGAACUCUAAUUUUUUCAAGAAGAGUGAUCGUUUCCGUUUCAUUGAAAAUAUACGACUCCAGGUCUGGUCACUUUCAUUUGGUACUAGAUCAAGAGAUGAUAAAGCUAAAAGCUAAUGAAACUAGGGGUGACAUGUAUGUGGCUCCAUGGAAUUGGAGAGCUUUUAUAGAUCCAUCUCCAGACCGUUUUUUACUACAAAUUGUAGCAACUGACAUUUCAGGAAAAUAUACUUAUAGCCAGCCAAGGCCAUUCUCUAUCAAUGGCUUAACUGCAUAUGCCAAUUGGAACUGGAAGGAAUUUUUUGUAUUGGGUGUUCAAUGGGCUGCUCUAUAUCAACCCCUUUUGCAUUUUUUGCUUACACUUCUCUUCACACUGCUUCUUAUCCCACAAACUUUUCUCAUUUUCUCCAAGAAUCAUACUACCUACAACAACAAUAACCGUGCCGGCAGUGAAGAGAAGAGCUUCUCUGCAUGUUUCGUUGAUACUGGAAUUUUUGUUUUGGUGGAGCUUUGCCGGAUGACGGAAAUAUGGUGGGGAAUUCUUUUAUAUCUACUGUACCUGGUGUUUUUUCCUUGGUUCUUUGGUCAUGUGUCCACUGAGGAUGGAAAGUUGUCCUACAUGACCCAAAGAGGGUGGUCCGUUUCACCUUCGAAGAGUGGAAGUCAAAACGUUUAUAUUGGUGUGCCAGAUAUUAUGGUUAUUGUUUUGCCUCACCUUGGUUUUGUAGUUUUACCGACUGUUCUUGUCUUAGGUGCUAUAGUUGCAGAAGCAAGAGCAUACCGUGCACAUUUACAUUCACUUUCAGGUAAGAAAGAAGAUGAUCAUUACAAAGAAAGAAAGAGAUAUGUCAAAUUUCGAAGCUUUUCUGAUGCAUUUGGAAUUUGGAGUAGGCGUUGGAUUAGGAAGUUAUUAUUUAUCAUUUGUCUGCUGAUAUUGUGGAAACACUGGAAGCAAUGCAGAGCCCUGGUGAAGGCAUAUGACAUGAACCCAUUUGUUCACUCCCCUGUUUAUUGCUUCUGGAUUCCACUGUCGUUGGCCUACACAAUUUACAGAACAUCCGCUCAUGUUAAAUAAACAUCAUUUAUAGCUUCGCAUGAGUUCAAGAGUCUGAAUGAUCACAAAGAAAAAGCUUGCUUCAUAGUUGAGUUUAUCCACCUUUUGGUCUCACUUGGAAGAAAAGCACAUCUUGUUUUCCGAGGGUUACGCAUUUGAAAACCCCUGAUCUGAAAAUAUGACUUUGUUAUUGAAACACCAACAUCAAAGCAGAAGAGGUCAGGUUCUCACUAUUUACAUAUUGAUGUGAUUUUAUUGUGAAAAUAAGAUCCUUUCUAUACAGAAAAAGUUUUUUUGCAUGUAGUGUUGUAAGCUGUUUUGAAUCUAUUAAUAGGGCAUUUACAUGCAUCCCACCCAAUUCCUAU
Phalaenopsis equestris is the source of this 2672-nucleotide messenger RNA. RefSeq names its product putative metallophosphoesterase At3g03305. Bases 49 to 2328 code for a protein of 759 amino acids. The transcript is spliced from 4 exons. The record is from RefSeq and is a predicted model, not a curated record. Gene Ontology annotation, molecular function: hydrolase activity. Lineage: Eukaryota; Viridiplantae; Streptophyta; Magnoliopsida; Asparagales; Orchidaceae.